UCGUCAAUCUUUUCGAUUUCUCUAAUCUCUCUCUUUUCUCUCUCUCUCUCUGUCUCUCUCUUUCUGUGUUGUUUGUUUAGCACAAUGGCGACGACUAGUUUAGUAACCGGACUAAAAGUGUUUUUACCGGUUAUGUUCUGUGUGAUGCUCGGGACUCUUGUCUACACCAUCAUCACCGAUGGCCUUCCUUUACCUGAUCGUCAAGAUGUCUUCACACCAUGGUUCGUUACGACAAUUUUGGAUUUCUACAUCAAUAUCGUACCUAUAGCGGUUUGGAUUGUGUAUAAGGAGUCUUCAUGGUCUGGUUCAAUACUUUGGACCGUUUUGCUCAUUAUGUUCGGCAGCCUCACGACAUGUGUGUAUCUGUUUCUUCAACUUCUUAAGCUGAGAACUCAAGAAGCUUCAGAAGAUCCUAUGUACUAUUUGUUACUUCGAGAUUCAAUCAAGGAUGGAGUAGGUCUGAGAGACAAGAAUUCACUUGUUGUCACUGCAAGAUUUGCGUUUGGUGCCUUAGGAUGUGUGAUGCUAGGAGCUUUGAUUUAUACAAUCUUGACUUAUGGUGCUCCUUUUCACAUGGAGCUUCUAUACCCAUGGAUGGUGGUUUUAUUGGUUAACUUCUACAUUCAUGUUGCGGUAUUAUCAGUUUGGGUUGUCUAUAAAGAAACUAGUUGGAUCAUUGGAAUUCUCUGGGUUGCUCUAUUGAUAGGUCUUGGCAGCGUUGGCACGAGCGUAGCUAUUGUCGUGCAGCUGUUACGUCUCUCUCCUCUUGACCCGCUCUACCUUGUUCUGGUGAACAACAGUAAUCGGAAGCAAAGUUAAAAGUUAAGGCUAAGUUAGUGAACUCUCAUGGGUCAUGGCAGGGCUGGAGAUAUGUACGAACGCACUCAUUCUGCGGUUUUGCGUAUGUGAAGCUGUGUGAUUUCAUUUUAACUUCUUUUUUUUUUAACCACAAAAGUUCAAAACAUAUAUUGCAAGUUUGUAUGUUCCUUAGUUUCUUUUGUAUAUUGUGUGACAAAACGUAGCCUGUUCUUCUCUGGGCAUAAAUGCAAUUACUUAGUAAUCAACAUUUUUGGUCAUGAAUCAUGACUUCGAAGAACACAUGGAUUUAGACUUUUUAA
Camelina sativa (false flax) is the source of this 1118-nucleotide messenger RNA. RefSeq lists its product as uncharacterized. NCBI's taxonomy places the organism in Eukaryota, Viridiplantae, Streptophyta, Magnoliopsida, Brassicales, Brassicaceae. The record is from RefSeq and is a predicted model, not a curated record.